CACAAAGGCACCGCAUGGCAUGGCUGUUGUUGCUCAUGGGGAUGACCGACCCGUCUGGCUUAUGUAUGAAACUAUACGGCACCUCCACCAACACCACGGGAAUGAGUAUGACUGGUUUUACCUUGCACAAGAUGAUACAUACACACAAGCUGAAAGGGUCGUGGAGCUGGUUAAUCAUCUUAGUGCGGGACAGGAUAUGUACAUGGGACGGGCAGAGGAGUUUAUCGGGGGUGAAGAACGUGCCCGAUAUUGCCAUGGUGGAUAUGGGUAUCUGCUGUCACGUAGCCUACUAGCCCGACUGCAGCCCCACCUGGACUCUUGCCGAAAUGACAUCCUCAGUGUCAGGCCAGACGAGUGGCUUGGUCGCUGCAUCAUCGAUUACCUGGGUCUUAGCUGUGUGGAGAAGCAUCAGGAGAUGACAUACCGUUACUUUGAGCUGCAGAAGAACGUGGACCCCGAGCGCGAGGACAGUGCACAGUUUAAGAACGCCUUCGCUGUCCAUCCUGUCUCUGAACCUGCCCUGAUGUAUCGCCUACAUAAACGCUAUAACCAGAUUGAACUGGACUGGACCUAUGCACAAAUACAGCAGUUACAGAACCAGAUCAAUAACAUAAGUGAGCUCACUCCUGAGGGCAAAGCCGGAGCCACCUGGCCCAUCGGAAUCAACCCACCUUUCCGACCCAAAACCCGCUUUGAGGUGAUCAACUGGGAAUACUUCACCGAAGAGCACAUUUAUUCAUGUGCCGACAGCUCUCCAAAGUGCGAGCUUCGAGGUGCGGACAGGGCAGAUGUCAAUUCAGUCCUGGAGACGGCAGUGGGCCGUCUGAACGAGCGCUAUCAGCCUCAGUUGCGCUUCCGUAAGCGCCGUCUGCUGAAUGGGUACCGGCGCUUCGAUCCCACACGGGGCAUGGAGUACGUGCUGGAUUUGGCCCUGGAAGCUUUUACGCAGAAAGGUCACAGUCAGGUCAUUGCCAAACGGGUGAGUCUGCUGAAACCGCUUAGUGCUGUCGAGAUCAUCCCAAUGCCAUAUGUAACAGAAGCGACACGGGUACAGGUGAUCCUCCCUGUGACGGCACACGAUCAAGACUUUGUGGGUAACUUCCUUGACAUGUAUGUCAUGAAUGCUUUGGAUACCCAUGACAAUGCUCUUCUCACCUUCUUGUUUGUGUAUGACCCCUUCGAUGCCCAAAGAGUCAGUCAGACAGAUGUCUUUGCAGGUGUCAAAGCCAUGAUUGGUGAGGUAGAGAAACGUUACGGUGAUGUAAAGAUUCCUUGGAUUAGUGUAAAGACUGAAGUUCCCUCACAGGUCAAGCUGAUGGACAUCAUCUCCAAGAAGCAUCCAGUAGACACCCUGUUCCUUUUGGCCAGUGUAUGGACCGAGGUCAAUGCUGACUUCCUUAAUCGCUGCCGUAUGAAUGCUAUCAGCAAUUGGCAGGUCUUCUUCCCGAUCCACUUUCAAGAGUACAGUCCCUCUCUGGUCUAUCGCGACCAACAGCCUUCCGCCGCUUCAUCGUUUGCGUCCGAGGCGCUGCGCGAUGGCCACUUUGACCGCCACGUCUUUGAAGAAGCCUGCUUUUACAAUGCAGAUUAUAUGGCUGCCCGCACAAAGAUGGCAGCUGACAUUUUGGACAAUGACGAGUUGCUUGAGAGCAUGGACGUCUAUGAGAUCUUUGUGCGUUACUCUGGGCUGCACGUGUUUCGGGCUGUCGAGCCAGCACUAGUUCAGAAGUAUGUGCACAGAGAAUGUAACCCACGG
Messenger RNA from Sinocyclocheilus grahami, 1756 nucleotides. Its product is annotated as chondroitin sulfate glucuronyltransferase-like. Gene Ontology annotation, molecular function: glucuronosyl-N-acetylgalactosaminyl-proteoglycan 4-beta-N-acetylgalactosaminyltransferase activity. Gene Ontology annotation, cellular component: Golgi cisterna membrane. Lineage: Eukaryota; Metazoa; Chordata; Actinopteri; Cypriniformes; Cyprinidae. The annotation marks the transcript as partial. The record is from RefSeq and is a predicted model, not a curated record. The transcript has 3 exons.